CUUCCGGGGGGCUAGGAAGUGACGUGUCGUACCACUUCCCCUUCAGCUCGGCGCCCGGGAGGUGGGUCCCACGCGGAGUCAACAUGAGGAUCGAGAAAUGUUACUUCUGUUCCGGGCCCAUCUACCCGGGCCACGGCAUGAUGUUCGUCCGCAACGACUGCAAGGUGUUCCGAUUCUGCAAAUCCAAGUGUCAUAAAAACUUCAAGAAGAAGCGGAACCCACGCAAGGUCAGGUGGACUAAAGCCUUCCGGAAAGCAGCUGGCAAGGAGCUCACUGUGGACAACUCAUUUGAAUUUGAAAAACGUAGAAAUGAACCUGUGAAAUACCAGCGAGAGCUCUGGAGUAAAACCAUUGAUGCAAUGAAGAGAGUUGAAGAGAUCAAGCAGAAACGCCAGGCUAAGUUUAUAAUGAACAGGUUGAAGAAAAACAAAGAGCUACAGAAGGUUCAGGACAUCAAAGAAGUCAAGCAGAGCAUCCAUCUUAUCCGGGCUCCUCUUGCAGGCAAAGGAAAGCAGCUGGAAGAAAAAAUGGUCCAGCAGUUGCAGGAGGAUGUGGACAUGGAGGAUGCUUCCUAAUGGUGCCUCCUGCAGCCAGCCCUGGGCACACUAGAAACCAGUGGAGACUGUCGGUCCCUAAAUUACUGAUUGGUUACGUAAGGUCCCUCAGACAAAGGUGAUUCACAUGCUUCCCUCUUAGCCUGCAGCCUGUAGAAGCAUCCAUCGUGAGUGUUAGCUCUCAGCUCAGUGUUCUGCGUCACUGGUCUGUGCUCACAUAAACACAAAGGUUUGUGUGUAGAUGAAGACAUGAACUCUGGGUAUAACAUGGUUUGAGUUGUUGCUUAAUGGGACCAGGCAACAUUUCUGUACUGACCGUCUUGCUAGUGUGAAAUCUGUGGUGAUGUAACGUUUUCCUUGCACUAGGAUGUAUGUUUAUUAGGGUCAUUGCAGCAGAGGUCACAACAAGGAACUAACCGUUCUCAGGACCACCCCAGUUUCUUGCUUUGCUUUAAUCUGGUUAGUAGCUUCUUAGAGUUGCAUGCUGGCCGCAGCUGAAUUUCACUGGGCUGUCCUCCCGCUUCAGCCAUUCCAAUAGGCGGCCUGUGGGGGUGGUGGUGGGGCAGGGUUGACUGAACUUUGCCAAAUGGUACCUUAUUACUGCUUUGGAGAAUGCUCAAUUCCAAGUUGUGACUUCUGGCCCAACACCCCUCUCCUCCAAUUCUCUCCAGCCCAGCAGUGGUCUAGAAGCAGAAGAAUCUUGUUAUCUUUU
This is a messenger RNA of Onychomys torridus (southern grasshopper mouse), 1266 nucleotides long. RefSeq names its product ribosomal L24 domain containing 1 (gene Rsl24d1). Gene Ontology annotation, cellular component: nucleolus; ribosome. Gene Ontology annotation, biological process: ribosomal large subunit biogenesis; translation. Gene Ontology annotation, molecular function: structural constituent of ribosome. Lineage: Eukaryota; Metazoa; Chordata; Mammalia; Rodentia; Cricetidae. The record is from RefSeq and is a predicted model, not a curated record. The transcript is spliced from 6 exons. The coding region runs from base 84 to 575 and encodes 163 amino acids.